AUGAAAAUCAAAGAUUUAAUUUUGAUUUAUUGUUUCGCCACCAUCAUCAGUUUGGUGGCAGCUGAAACCUCGUUGGAGGGUAUGAAGGUAGUUGGAAAUGAAAUCCACAAUAAAAACGGUGAAUUGGUUCGUUUGCGUGGUGUCAAUCGUGAAGGUACAGAGUAUUCCUGUGUUCAAUACCAAAAGAUUUUCAAUGGUCCAUUCGACAAAGACAACACCAAUGUCAUGAAAGACUGGGGUAUCAACGCUAUCCGUUUGCCGCUCAACGAAGACUGUUGGUUGGGUCUACACGAUAAGGAAUCCAAGUAUUUCGGUAGUGCCUAUCGUAAAGCGAUCAUCGACUACGUUAACACUGUCACUGACAUGAACAUGGCAGUGCUACUCGAUCUCCAUUGGGCAGGUGGUAACGGUGGAACCAUCCUAGCUACCCGACAAAUUCCAAUGCCAAACAAAGUGAACAGUGCUGCCUUUUGGAAAUCGGUUGCCAUGGCAUUCAAGGACAACUCUCGAGUUCUCUUUGACCUCUACAACGAGCCAUAUCCAUAUGGAAAUACCUGGGACAACGUCAAUGCCUGGAAAUGUUGGAGAGAUGGUGAUACCUGUGGUCCAGAGAUCAACUAUCCAGUCGCCGGUAUGCAAGAUCUCGUCAAUGCCGUGCGUUCCGCCGGUUCCAAGAAUAUUAUCCUCCUCGCCGGUAUUCAAUAUGCCACUUCCCUCACUCACUUUUUAGAAUAUAUUCCAAGUGAUCCAGAAGGACAAUUGGGAGCAUCUGUACAUUCCUAUGAUUUCAACUUUUGUCGUGCACAAGGUUGUUGGGACACCUACUUGAGACCAGUAUUCUCAAAGUAUCCAGUUGUAGCAACAGAGACUGGACAAAAAGAUUGUAAAUCCGAUUUCUUGACAGACUUUUUACAUUAUGCUGACAAGAAUGAUCUCCACUAUUUCGCUUGGUCAUGGAUUGUAGCCAAUUGUUCGGGUCCAUCGUUGUUGACCAGUUACGAUGGUGACGCCACUGAGUACGGUGAAGGUUACAAGAAGUAUUUGCAAACCAUUGACAAUGGUGAUACUCCAUGGUACUCUGACACCUUCUAUAUGUUUGACGAUAAGAUGACUCAUUGGGUCGACGAUUGGUCGAGUGCACUCGUCUUACCAAAUGUAACAUAUCCAGUCUAUCAAAACUCUGAAUACUCUAUCCAGUACACCCCAACCAAAGACAAAUUGUUCUACUUGAGAUGUUGGGGAUGUAUCAGUACCGACGUCCACAAACAAGUCGAAAUGGUAUUCCACGGUGGACAAGUCGGUAAGCAAGAGCUUACCUUCAAUUUGGUCAGCUUGAAUUCCGACAACACUGCAGAGAUCAAAGAAAACUAUCCACUCUCUCAGUUUAUGGAUAAUAAACCAAUUCCAGCUGGCAGUUGGUACAAGGCAAUCAUUGACCUCUCGACACUCCCAAAGAAUGUUAAAUACGAUGGAAUUCAAUUGGUAUCAUCGACCAACCAGGCAGAUGUCUACAUUGGUAAGAUCACAGUCCGUGCCUACUAUGAACCACCAAAGCCAUCGUCAUCCACCAAGAAUGCUCCAAUUAUUUUAUUGAUCCUCAUUUCCAUUUUAUCAGCUGUUUUAUUAGCUUAA
Molecule: messenger RNA, 1632 nt
Organism: Heterostelium album PN500
Lineage: Eukaryota; Evosea; Eumycetozoa; Acytosteliales; Acytosteliaceae
Product: glycoside hydrolase family 5 protein
Exons: 2
Coding region: 1-1632 (543 amino acids)
Biological process (GO): glucan catabolic process
Molecular function (GO): hydrolase activity, hydrolyzing O-glycosyl compounds
Source: RefSeq, a predicted model, not a curated record